CAAAAUAGCGGUUUAUCAAUUCGUUUCAGUAAUUCUGGCCCACCCUUUAAAUGAAGCAAUAGCCCUUCGCAACAGAUUAGAACUAAUAAUAGCAUCCUGGAUCCAUGCUCGAAAAAUGUCUGUUACUUAUCUUUGCUUAGGUUAGUUAAUGAUCUGGAUAACAGACAUGAGAGUUCUGACGUUAAUGAAGUCAAAACAAGACACCAUUUUAUGAUAAGUAUAUAAAAGAACUUUUUCGAUUGAUUACAAAGAACUGAUAGUUCUUAGAAAUACUCAUUCUUGGAAAAAAAAGUGUUUGUGAUUUUGAAUACAAAAGAGUGUUCUGAUUGAGAAAGAGUGAUUGAAAAAAGUUUUUGAAAAUUGAUAUAAGAAUAUUUCAAGUAAAUUUUUUCAGACGAGAAAAAGUUGUCAAAUGUUGAUUUCAAAAAAAAUCAUUCGGCACAGUCUUUGUUAUUUAUUUGUCUUACUUACAAGUUUUUCUAUGUAGAAAACAUUCCGAGUCUGAGUAGAAGCAUCAAAGAACUAUUCUUUUAAAGUGUUCGGGUGGGUAAAAAUCAUGACAUCGGUCUAGUAUGAACUGAACUGAACUGAACUGAAGUAUUUUGACAAUUGUUCUAUGUGGGUAUAUGUUUGAGAAGCUUUGCAAUAGCUCGUUUAGAAGCUCGGGAAAUUGUCUGUCUUUCUAUGUAUGCUCUUUUCAAAAGAGCACUUAUUUUUUAUGUCUGUUUUUUCGCUAAUAGAAAAUUGGAGUCAUUAUUCUAAAUAUUUGGAUGAUCCUCGUGUCUAUGGAACCUGUGGUAUUCACCCACAUUGGAGUAAUAAAUGGCAUCCGUCAUGCGCUGAUUUUAUUGAACGAUGUCUACAACAUCCAAAAAUUCUGGGAAUUGGUGAAUGUGGACUUGAUUUUGGUUCAAAGUACGUACUAGACUGAAUUUUUAACACGAAAAACUUCUUUCACAGUAAAAAAAAUCAAAUAUCAAAUUGUAUUAGUUGACAUUUUGCGCAUGAGAAAUACAACUUAUUUGGUUUUGUUUCUGGAAUAACAUGACAAAUGUACGCCUCCAUUUUUAUGAUGAUCCAAUACGUAAAGUAUAAGCUUAAUUUAAAAGGUUUAUCGAAAACCAAAUAUGUACGAAAAAUGAAAUUAAUAAUUAUAUUAUGUUAUUUAUUUUAUUAUACUUUUCCAUCUACAACAUUUUUACAAGAAAAAGUCAAUGUCUGAUCAAAGGAGCUGUCAGCGUUUUGUUAUUGAUUUUGCCAUAUUAAUCUUGUCU
Molecule: messenger RNA, 1274 nt
Organism: Didymodactylos carnosus
Lineage: Eukaryota; Metazoa; Rotifera; Eurotatoria; Philodinida; Philodinidae
Source: the annotation of a GenBank genome assembly